Molecule: messenger RNA, 3042 nt
Organism: Tigriopus californicus
Lineage: Eukaryota; Metazoa; Arthropoda; Copepoda; Harpacticoida; Harpacticidae
Gene: Esyt2
Product: extended synaptotagmin-1-like
Exons: 3
Coding region: 338-2644 (768 amino acids)
Molecular function (GO): lipid binding
Source: RefSeq, a predicted model, not a curated record
GGAAGAUAUACAUAUGUGGGUUUCCUGGGCAGGUUAGCCCUGAAAGGGUUGCCGUUUUCCAGCUGAUUCGGCCUAGGCCAAGGAAGCCGAAAACGGAAGAGGCAUAGAAAGACACUCACUCCACCUUGGUUCUUGCAUGAACAGAGGUGUAUUCUAGUUCCGUCUUUAGUUAAAACGACCCAAGGCAGGCUUAUGGUAAACCAUGUUCACUGGCCUUUGAAACCAGUGCAUUGAUUGAUCUAGAAAAGGAUAACAAACCAUCCUUUGAUUCGUCGGAUUGGCCCACUGGAUUAAGUUGAAUCUAGCUAAAAGUCCAAACUACUCCAAUCCUGUCGUAAUGGAGGACGAAUCCAAGUCCGUGGCUAAAAUGCCCGGAUCGCAUUUGAAUAAUGCGGAUGACGAGCCAUCACCCGCGGAGAGUAUCGUGAAAGUGAUCUCUCGAUUUGCCUUCAAAUCCUUUGCCUGGGUGUCCAUCUACCUUCUGGGAUAUUACAACUUCUCGGUGGCUUGGCUCUUCACUCCACUAAUCCUCACAGUGUUGAGAAGUCAAUGGAAAAAGGAACGCGAUGCCAAACUCUCAGCUGCCCGUGAAGCCGCACUCACCAAUGAGAAGCACAUGAUUGAAUCGAGAAUCCGGGUCGAGGAUCUGCCUUCUUGGGUCUUCUUCCCCGAUAAGGAACGGGCAGAGUGGAUCAACUCGAUUAUCCACCAACUCUGGCCUAAUGUUGGUCAUUACACCAGGAAACUGAUUUCUGAAUCCAUUGAGCCAUCCGUUCGCCAAGCCCUGGAGGGCUAUGGAUUUAGUGGGUUCAAAUUUGAACGUGUGGUUUUAGGUCAAAUUCCUCCUAGAAUCACAGGCAUCAAGGUUUACUACAAAAACGUCAACCGGAAUGAGAUCAUAAUGGAUAUGGAUCUGGUGUUUGCCAGCGAUUGCGACAUCAAAUUUAGUGUGGGCCGGAUCAAAGCUAAACUGAUGGAUUUCAGUCUUCGUGGUUUGCUCAGAGUGGUUUUCAAACCCAUUGUCAAUGAGAUGCCCUUGAUUGGAGGUAUUCAGGCCUAUUUCCUGGUUCCACCAGAAAUUGAUUUUGAUUUGGGAGGGAUCGCCAAUGCAUUUGAUGCACCUGGAUUAAGCAACAUCAUACGGCAAAUUGUUCUGGAACAAAUUGGGUUCUUCAUGGUCCUGCCACAUAAGUACACCAUGCCAUUGAUUGAAUCCGUUGAGAACAAGAUCUUGAAAUGUCCCGAUUCGGCGGGUGUGCUCCGGGUUCGAUUACACAAAGCCGUACAGUUGGCCAAAAAGGAUGUCGGAGUACUUGGCAUGGGCAAAUCUGACCCUUAUGCCGUGCUCACAGUGGGUGCAAGAUCGGUCAAGACCAACAGGAUCAACAACACCGUCAAUCCCGAGUGGGACUAUGUGGCUGAUUUCCCCAUUGAGGUGGUAUCUGGCCAACAACUGACUUUGGAAAUCUUUGAUCACGACGAUCCUGGAGAUGAUGAAUUCCUUGGACGAGCCACGGUGCAAACCAGUGUCGUGGCUAAGAAAGGACAUAUUCAGGAGAUGUGGGUGGAGUUGGAGGAUGCUGACACAGGACGUGCUCUGAUGUCGCUGAGUUGGUUGGAAGCCUCUUCGGACAUCAAACAGUUGGAACGACCUCAUCUGCCUGAAGAGAAAGACUUGACCAAGUGCCUUUUGCAUGUGUAUGUGGAUUGUUGCAAAGAGCUCCCCUCCAAGAGUCCAGCCCAUAAGCCAUGCCCAAUGGUUGAGCUCAAGGUUGGCCAAACUGUUCAUACCACUUUCCCGCAGUAUUACACCAACGAUCCAGUUUUUGAGCAAGGCUUCGUCUUUAUGAUCGUCAACCCCGAUGCCGAUGAUCUUCAUGUCAGGGUUUUGGACACCCGUAAGGACAAGGAUAAUGUACUUUGCACAGCAGUGAUUCGGAAUUCCAACAUCUUGAAGGAACCUGGAAUGGAAUUCCCCAAUCAACCGUUCCACUUGAAAGGAGGCAUUGGCAACUCCCAAAUUGUGUUGGCGGCCCAAAUUCGACCUUUGAAGGCUGCUGGCAAGUCUACUAAACCGAUAGAUCCACCCAAAGACUCGAAAGAUGAGGUGGAAACAAAAACCUCAUUGCCCACUGCACUUGAAUCCGACUCCACGCCAUCAGCCAAAAAAGACGAGAAACUGAUUAACUUGGAUGAGUCCGAUGAUCCCAAGCCCGCAGAACGGCCAUCUGUGGAUUCGCCCUUAGCCGCCAUGAUUGCCAACACGGUUACUCCAAUGGUGGAAAGUACCGCCUCCGAAGAAACAAAAGAGGAAGUGAAUGAGAUGCUAGAACCCAUUAAUGAAUUGAGAAGACGGGGUCCUCAAGCUUCCAUGAGUGCUACUGGAUGUGGAAAAGUAAGGGUGUCAUUGAUUUAUGACCAGGGCAGCGAGAAGCUGAAGUUUGUCAUCCAUCAAGCUGCUGGCCUGCCUGGGUCUGAUCUUCCAGAUCCACCAGAUCCUUACGUCAAAGUCUACUUGCUGCCCGAAAGGUCGAGAAAGAGCAAACGCAAAACAGAGGUGUGCAAGGACUCUUGCAACCCUGAAUAUGAAGAGUCCUUUGAAUAUGAAAUUCCUUUGGGGAAGCUUGGCUUAUCGGCUUUGUAGAUCACCGUGAUUGAUAAGAAGGGGAUAUUUUCAUCCAGUCCGUUGAUGGGACGAGCUCGAGUGGAGUUAAAUAACUCCAAAUUGAUGACAGGCUACACGGCAUGGUUUGAAUUGGAAGAGGAUGACGAUGAUUCGGACUGACGUAAGGCUAGGCGAUCACUUACCUUAAAUGGACAUCAUAAGAGGCCCUUCCACAACAAUUCCCGUAACUCCAAUUUGAAAUUGUUCAGCUUACGCCGAUCAUUGAAGAAGAUUAACCCAUUCUCGUCUUCGUCUUCGCCAUCAACACGAAUCUAAUCUACUAUGCACAAGUAAUGUGUCCUCGCUUGCUAAUGAUUGUUUAUGACCAGAAAAAAAUCUCAAAAUUUAUUAAAUUGGAAGAAGUGCCAUAUUACAAA